Molecule: messenger RNA, 4584 nt
Organism: Nilaparvata lugens (brown planthopper)
Lineage: Eukaryota; Metazoa; Arthropoda; Insecta; Hemiptera; Delphacidae
Exons: 5
Coding region: 36-1067 (343 amino acids)
Source: RefSeq, a predicted model, not a curated record
UUUAUUUGUGUGUGAUUCAGGAAUGCCAAAGCCUGAUGGAAGAGAACAGAAGACUGCAGCAUGUGGAUAAGAGGCCUUCGCCCGCGCACUCACCGACUACAUCCAUUGACAUAUCCUACUUGCAGUCACAAGUCGACACACUGCAAUGGCAGCUCAAACAGGCGGAAUCUAGCAGACAAAUGUACCGUGCCGUUCUUGAGCAGGUGUCAAGGUUUUUGGAACGGGUUCAUAAGAAUUUGGAUCAAGCGAAUGGUGUGAAACCCUGCAACUCAAAAGCGAAGUCCAGUCGGGUGCCGCGCUCACGCAGUGUUCACACAGUGGCCACCACCUCCUCCUCCACCUGCUCCUCCCGUCCUUCCUCACCCUCACCGUCGCCUUCCCCCUCCCCCUCGCCAUCGUACGUGCACCGCGCUAGCAGCAUGGCGCACAUGCAGGAGUCGCACAGCUAUGCUACACUCAGGGAUCACUGGCGAGGCAGCAGUGGUCCCCGAAACUCAGUGACAGAAGAAGUGCCUAUAGACAAGCUGGCUCAGGAGGCGUUCAGGAUGUUGCGAACUGUGCAGUCACUGCUUGGCACGAGGGAGCCAGACCUCAUCACCCACCGGCUCACACCCACCCCCACCCCUCAGCCCACCCCUGCCACCUCCAUGGCUGACACACUCAACGACUCGGGCUCCGAGCGGCGUGAUAGCACUUCUGUUGGUAGCUGCAGUUCGCUGCUGCAGAGCUCGUGCGGCGGACUGCGCAAAUCAGUGGACUGCGCCUGCGCCGGCUCCACCAACUCGCUGGCCUCCUGCUCACGGGCGCCCGUCGUCAAGGGUGCCACCUCCACAUGUUCGUCGAGCACGUCCUCGGCCUCACCACCGCUGCCUUUGCUCACCGAGGACGAGAGUGGCUUCUCGUCGAUGAGCUCCUUCCACGAGGUCGGUCUGCCCAAUGUGGGUCUGCCCUAUCCGGAGGUGGGCUUGCCGCUCGUAGAGCCCCCGCACAACCACCGGCGCUGGAGUUCGACUCCUGUCGACACUCAUUUCCACACCGGCGAGGCCAUUCGUGUGUUGUGGGUCUAAUUCACCAGUUCUCAAACCAAACAGAUAAUUGACUAUAGCCCUGAAGCGGACUCUAAACAGUCAAUAUUAUUAUUUUACAAUAUAGUAGCCGCUUAUAACAUCAGGCCUCAGUGUCUUUAAUGUGUUUAUUCUAUAGUCUGUGCAAACCUUAGUUCGCAGCAUCAGUCUUAUAGAGCACAGUGCUGCCACAUUUCACACAAUCAAGAGAGCCUGUCAAAUAGUUUUGUGAGAGAGCGUAGCCCUUUUUUAUAGAAUCAACAUGAAAACGGCAAACGUGUGCUCAUAUUGUUCCAUCGAAAUAGCAUUGGCCAUAAAACUUUGUGCUGCAACUAAGGUAUGCAUGAACUAUAGUUGUGUAAUCUUGUGUUAUGAGUAGGUACUGAUAUUGUACAAUAAUAUUGCACUUAUAUGGGCCGCUCAAUGUUAUUCCAAUUUAUGAGUAGGCUAUUAGUUCAAUACCUGUUGAUACUAAAUGUUGUAACAGGACGGUUCUAAAUUGGCUUAUAGACAGGGAACCAGUAGAGACGGAAAGUUACUGGCGGCCAGUGCUUGUCAUUUUCCAUCAAUUUCCAUUUAGACAGAUAUUUGGCUAUUUGAAAUUGAUGGGAAAUGAAGUAAUAGAAAGCACUGACCGCCACUUACUAGCUGUUUCUACAUUCACUAUCUGUAGUAUCGACAAGUCGCUUCAAGUUGCAGGGUUGAGAUCUGUUGCAUAAGUUUGCUCUUGCAAUCAGAACAAUAAUUGACAAAAUCGAGUUUCAAGAAAUGUCGCAAUCUGUAGCCAAUUUAAUUUCAUUAAAUUUUCUCAAGUUACAGCUUUUUCUAAUAGCAAAAAACUAGCUAAUGUCAUACACUUGUACUGAAUAGGACUAUGGAAUUAACGUUCAAAAAAUAGUUAUUCAAUCCGUUGAAAAGUUUUCCAGCUCUGAUGAUUCAAAUCAACUUUGAGAUAUUAUUGAAUUUUCAUUUCAAACUGUGCUUUGAGCUUGUACAACUGUUAAUCGUUUGAACCAUUAUGAAAUGAACCUAUGAAUUAAACCCCAUCUCUCACAAAGCUACCUUGGCAACAACUUACAAAAAUAUUCUGUUUUCAUGAAUGAUUUGGAGUUUGGAGUAACAGUUUCUCACAGAAGAUCUCUUGUGGCAUUUUGUUCGCAAAUACUGUUGAACAAUUUGAGAAAUGGUUUAAUAUUUUUCGUCUGGAUCUAAUAAUGCCAUCUUGACAUAAUGUGACAAAAUAUAUAGCCUACUUUAAAUCUGUGAAAUAAUUAUUGAACUCGAUAGAUCUAUGCAAAAAUCUCAAGUAUCCCUCUAUAUUUGCAUGGAUGACAUUCUCUUGAGUAAAUCGUAUAAAUUAAUGCAAGUCCCACCGUUCUACCGAUUACAGAUGUUAUAGCCCGUUCCAAAGUAACAUUUGUGUCUAUUCAGAAACAGCACAGUACAUUUAUUUAUUUAUAUAUUUUGUUUCUUCUAAACCUCCAGGAUGUGUACUUGAUGUUGAGAAUCGUUGACUAUGUUUAUCUAAUACUUGAAUAUGUUAUUAAUUAUUGAUAUAACAACAUAUUAUUCAUGUGAAAAAUCUUAUUCAAUUGAGUAAUUACACAAAGUAUAAAGUUAAAUUGAAUGGAGAGAAGAAAAUGGUUUAUAGUUGAUAUUAUAAUGAAACAUUUAUGAACUGGAUCUCAAUUCUUGAAUGAAAUAGAUAUUAUAGAAUUGUGAUGAAAUAUUCGUAUUUCUUGUAAGGUAUUUUACUGAAAAUGUUUAAUAAUGUAAGGGCUGUAUAAUAAGUGGUUCAUUGAAAGGGUAAUUCAGUUUGAGUGGAUAAACAGUAAAGGCUACCGUACAGAAAAAUCUGGCUUUAUAAUUUCUAAGACAAAACAAAUUGUAUUCAUUGAGCUGUUAAGAUACAUUGUUCCAAGACAAAUGUAUAAACUAUAAUCGACAGUUAUUGUCCAGAUAUGGUAUGAAUUUCAAAUAAAAGAUGAUUCUGUUAGACAUCUUUCUAUAAUUCAAAUCGAUGUGAACGUCGUAUUACCAUGAAGUAAUCUAAAUAAUGCGGCCUAUCUUUAGAAGGCAUUAAGCUAACAAAUUUAUAUUAGCUUAAAAAUUAACUGAAUUUAAUAAUGUACCUAUUUACAGAUCGAGCUCGCGCUUGCAUUAAAUAUAAAAAAUCAUAUUCACCCUUUACUGACAUGAUUUAUAGGCCUUCUCCAUCUUAAUUGUGUUAAUUAAAUUAAUGUACUAUGCAUGUUAUAUUGUGUUACUUGUUUUACUCUCAAGUUGUUCUUUAUGUUCUUCAACGUAUAUGCUGUAAAUGUAAUAUUCACUUACAUCUUCAUGUAUUCUUCAUUGUGAUCGAAAUUGCCCCUGGUUAAACCUGUAGUCUGUUGAAGUGGAUCUUCAAACUUUUGCAUGUUAAAUGUUGUGAUAAAAAUAGAAUUUAUUUAACGUUACACCUCUCGACUAAGAAAAGGGUAAACUCAUCAAACAACUUUAUGGUGACGUUUGGCAUCAAAAACUAACUUUUGUGAAAAACCAUUGUAUUAUACUGAUGGUGGUUUAUUUGAAUUAUGUUUAUUAAAUUGAGAUUGGUUAUCAGAUUUAAAAAAAGAAUGUGUUGGUAAAUUUUAGGAUUUAAAAUGUCUCCGGAAUGUUCUCUCUCCAACUUCAAAUAUUAUAUUAGUAUUUUUAUUAAGUAAUGUUCUGUGAAAGCAGAUCAAUAUAUUAUGGAGAGAAUAUAUAGUUGAUUUAAGAAAAUAUUGAAGAAUAGUUCAUCAAAUCUAUUGUUUCUCAAAACUGAUAUAAAUAUUCAAAAUAUUAAUUGACCACCUUUUGAAAAUGUUAUAAAAAUCGAGAAAUUGUAUAACAAAACAAAUGUUUGUGUUCUCUUUGAUGUGAUAUUUUGUCUUGAAAUAUUUGUAUAAUUUAUAUUGAGCAUGCUGUGUGUGUUUUAAAAAUUCACGGUUAUUUUUCACAGUUUAUAUUUCCUCUUGAAUCGAUGACAUUUUGUGUUCUGAAAAAAUGAUUAUGAAAUGAGUUUACUCUUCCUAUCCCAUUAAUGUAAUAAAAAUGUUACUUAACUUCAUAUCAUAAUUCUCAUAUUUAUAAAAAUUCUUAAUUUAUCUACUCAACAUUAUUAUGUAUUUUCAUUCCCAUACACUAUAUUCUAAAUUGAAAGUAUACAAUAUCAUAUACUUUCAAACUAUUUAUGUACUGAAUUUCAUUACAAGUGGAGUCAAAAUGAUCCUCCAGACUUUUGUAUUUACCAUUUUUGUGGCCUAAUCUAAGAAAAUUAUUUGAAAGCAUUCUUUUUCAACUUAUUCCAAAAAUCGGAAUAUGAAAAUCAUUGUUGAUUAGAUAAUCAAUUUAUUAACCAACUAUUUUAUUCUGUGCUUUGUAUAGGUAUUGGAAAUGAUGAUAAAUAUUCAAUAUUGUAAGAAUAUUGAUCAAUAUUUUAUCUGAUUUUCCUGAAAAUACGAGUAAUUCUGAUCAAUAAUAUUAUUCAUGAAUGUUUAAA